Molecule: messenger RNA, 5039 nt
Organism: Cygnus olor (mute swan)
Lineage: Eukaryota; Metazoa; Chordata; Aves; Anseriformes; Anatidae
Gene: GRIA3
Product: glutamate ionotropic receptor AMPA type subunit 3
Exons: 22
Coding region: 668-3481 (937 amino acids)
Biological process (GO): modulation of chemical synaptic transmission; synaptic transmission, glutamatergic; monoatomic ion transport
Cellular component (GO): plasma membrane; postsynaptic membrane; AMPA glutamate receptor complex
Molecular function (GO): transmitter-gated monoatomic ion channel activity involved in regulation of postsynaptic membrane potential; AMPA glutamate receptor activity
Source: RefSeq, a predicted model, not a curated record
GGUGGUGAAAGGAGUGUGGAACCCAUAAUUUCUAAUGGUAGUUUCAGUGGGGCUAUUCAGCGUAAAAAUACUUCCUGCCUCUUUGCAGAAGGUAUAGGAAUGGUAAAACAUCUGGAGGGAACAGAAAAGAUUGUGAGGUCUGGUGAUGCCUGGACCUGUGCAGGGGUGUUUCCCGAGGAAGUUGCCAGUGAUAUGUGUACUGCUGAGCUGACUGCAGCACUUCUUGCUAGAGCACACCUGUCACGAGGAUGAAUGAAUAGCAUGGAAUUCAUGAUUCUUCAGUGGAGCUGACAUGGGUUUCUGAGGCUCUGAAACAGGACAACCAACCACACAGACAACUGGCAUUCAUAUAAAUUCUUAGAAAUCAAUUUAUGAAGGAGCUGGAUUAUUCUAAAGCUAAGCAAGACCAAAGUCCUACUGGUUGUCACUGGAAAGCACUCUGACGGACCAGCAGUCUCCGUGAGCAGAAGGCACAGAGCCACGUUCGCCGGUUCGGCCGGGACCUCAGGACUGUGGACUCCUUAGGGCUCAUGCGAUACUUCUGAAGCGUCUGCAAAAGUACAUCAUAAUCAGGCAUGUCAAGUGGGGUCAGGCUGGAAUACACAGCUGGAGGAACAGGAAGAAGAAAUUUGUGAGAGCAAGUGCACAGGAAGAAAGCAGGGCUGCUAUGAAAGGACACAAAAGAGGACUUGGAGACUGUGUGAAGAAUGUGUUAGAAAUGGACUGGAGUUCCAUGAGCCUCAAAGCAGCAAGAAGAGAAAAGAGCUUCAGGCUCCAUACAGUGAGAUGUCAAGGAGAGGGGUGCAAGAUCAACACGCCACAGAACCAAGUUUCCAGCAAAAGCACAGUGUCUCCGUACGUGUCCACAGGCCAGGGGCGUAACAAGAUUGAUGCUCAGCCAAGAGGUGGACUUUUCAUGAGGAACACUGUUCAGGAGCACAGUGCGUUUCGAUUUGCAGUGCAGUUAUACAACACGAACCAAAACACCACAGAAAAGCCCUUCCAUUUGAACUAUCAUGUAGAUCACUUGGACUCUUCCAACAGUUUUUCAGUGACAAAUGCUUUCUGUUCACAGUUUUCCAGAGGAGUUUAUGCCAUCUUUGGAUUCUAUGACCAGAUGUCAAUGAACACACUGACGUCAUUUUGUGGAGCCCUUCACACAUCCUUCAUCACACCCAGCUUCCCAACAGAUGCAGACGUGCAGUUUGUCAUCCAGAUGCGGCCAGCAUUAAAAGGAGCCAUCUUGAGUCUCUUGACCCAUUAUAAGUGGGAAAAGUUUGUGUACCUCUAUGACACUGAACGGGGAUUUUCCAUUCUCCAGGCAAUUAUGGAAGCAGCAGUUCAGAACAACUGGCAAGUGACAGCCAGAUCUGUAGGAAGCAUAAAGGAUGUUCAAGAAUUCAGAAGAAUUAUAGAGGAGAUGGACAGGCGACAAGAAAAAAGAUACUUAAUUGACUGUGAAGUAGACAGAAUAAACACCAUUUUGGAACAGGUAGUAAUCCUUGGCAAACAUUCUCGAGGCUAUCACUACAUGUUAGCUAACCUGGGUUUCACAGACAUUGUGCUGGAGAGAGUAAUGCAUGGAGGUGCCAAUGUUACUGGAUUUCAGAUAGUUAAUAAUGAAAACCCAAUGGUUCAACAGUUUCUACAACGCUGGGUGAGGCUCGAUGAAAGGGAGUUCCCAGAAGCCAAAAACUCACCAUUAAAGUAUACGUCUGCACUGACCCAUGAUGCAGUCCUAGUCAUAGCAGAGGCUUUCCGUUACCUGCGAAGGCAGCGUGUUGAUGUCUCCAGGAGAGGUAGUGCUGGAGACUGCCUGGCUAACCCUGCAGUACCGUGGAGCCAAGGAAUUGAUAUAGAAAGAGCGCUGAAAAUGGUGCAGGUUCAAGGAAUGACAGGGAACAUCCAGUUCGACACCUAUGGGCGGAGAACAAAUUACACAAUUGAUGUGUAUGAAAUGAAGGCUGCUGGAUCAAGGAAGGCUGGUUAUUGGAAUGAAUAUGAAAGAUUUGUGCCAUCAUUAGAUCAGCUGCCCUCUAAUGACACUUCAUCUGUGGAGAACAGAACUAUAGUUGUCACUACCAUCUUGGAAUCACCAUAUGUAAUGUAUAAGAAAAACCAUGAACAACUAGAAGGGAAUGAGAGAUAUGAAGGAUAUUGUGUAGACUUAGCUUCUGAAAUAGCAAAACAUGUUGGAAUAAAAUACAAACUGUCAAUUGUUGGAGAUGGGAAAUAUGGAGCUAGGGACCCUGAGACUAAGAUAUGGAAUGGCAUGGUGGGUGAACUGGUCUAUGGGAGAGCAGAUAUAGCCGUUGCCCCCCUCACUAUAACACUGGUGCGAGAAGAGGUCAUAGACUUUUCCAAGCCCUUUAUGAGCCUGGGAAUCUCCAUCAUGAUCAAGAAGCCUCAGAAAUCUAAACCGGGCGUAUUCUCUUUCCUGGAUCCUUUGGCUUAUGAAAUUUGGAUGUGUAUAGUCUUUGCUUACAUUGGCGUCAGCGUAGUUCUUUUCCUAGUCAGCAGAUUCAGCCCUUAUGAAUGGCACUUGGAAGACAGCACUGAAGAGCCACGUGACCCUCAGAAUCCUCCUGACCCUCCAAAUGAGUUUGGAAUAUUUAACAGCCUUUGGUUUUCCCUGGGUGCCUUUAUGCAGCAAGGAUGCGAUAUUUCUCCAAGAUCUCUCUCAGGGCGAAUUGUCGGAGGAGUCUGGUGGUUCUUCACUCUCAUCAUUAUCUCUUCCUACACUGCUAAUCUUGCUGCCUUCCUUACGGUGGAAAGGAUGGUGUCUCCCAUAGAGAGCGCAGAGGAUCUGGCUAAACAAACGGAGAUAGCCUAUGGCACUUUGGAUUCAGGCUCAACCAAAGAAUUCUUUAGAAGAUCAAAAAUCGCCGUCUAUGAGAAAAUGUGGUCGUACAUGAAGUCGGCCGAGCCCUCCGUGUUCACCAAAACCACGGCAGACGGGGUGGCGAGGGUGCGCAAGUCGAAGGGGAAGUUCGCCUUCCUGCUGGAGUCGACGAUGAACGAGUACAUCGAGCAGCGCAAGCCCUGCGACACCAUGAAAGUUGGCGGGAACCUGGAUUCCAAGGGCUAUGGUGUAGCCACCCCCAAAGGCUCAGCAUUAAGAACUCCUGUAAACCUUGCAGUAUUGAAACUCAGUGAACAAGGCAUCUUAGACAAGCUGAAAAACAAAUGGUGGUACGAUAAGGGUGAAUGUGGAGCCAAGGACUCCGGAAGUAAGGACAAGACCAGUGCUCUGAGCCUGAGCAAUGUGGCCGGGGUUUUCUAUAUUCUUGUUGGAGGCCUUGGGCUCGCCAUGAUGGUGGCUUUAAUCGAGUUUUGUUACAAGUCUCGGGCAGAGUCCAAGCGAAUGAAACUCACCAAGAACACCCAAAACUUUAAACCUGCUCCCGCCACCAAUACCCAGAAUUACGCUACGUACAGAGAAGGCUACAACGUGUAUGGCACAGAAAGCGUGAAAAUCUAGGGAUCCUUGCUCUGACAGCACACAGGAGGAGAAGCAGCAGAGAAUGUGGCUACUUCACGGAUUCGGACCACCUGAGCCAGUCAGUCGUACUCUAGCCGAGGUGUCAGGCAUGACAUGCAUUGAUGAUGGUGCAAUGAACUUUUAACAGGAAAAACUGAUUUUUUUCCUUCAGUGCCUUAUGGAAGACUCUGAGACUCACAACAAUGCAAACCAUCACUGAAAUAUUCUUGCUUUGCUUGAAAGAGAAAACAGGAAAAAAAAGAGAAGCGAAGAAAAAAGGAGAAAAGAAGAGAAAGAAGAGAAGAGAAAAGAGAAGAGAAGAGAAGAGAAGAGAAGAGAAGAGAAGAGAAGAGAAGAGAAGAGAAGAGAAGAGAAGAGAAGAGAAGAGAAGAGAAGAGAAGAGAAGAGAAGAGAAGAGAAAGAAGAGAAGAGAAGAGAAGAGAAAGAGAAAAAAAGAAAAGGAAAGAAGAAAAGAAAAAAGAAAAAGGAAAGGAAAGGACUGGUAAUAAGACAUUACUAUGUGGAAAAAAAAAAUCUUGUAAAAAAAAUCAGUGCAACAAAAGCCAUUCUUUGAUACCACUGCACAGUAACUGAACUCAUGUCCUGAAAGCAAACCACAGCCGGUGUCAUCAGCCACCCGACCACAUCCAAUUCUGAAACUCUUCCUGACGCCCAGCCUCAGAUCCUGCUGUGCAUGCAUGGCCUGGCCUGGCGCUGCUUUCCGGGCUGAUGGCAAUGUGGUUGAAGUAUUUACUUACCGGUGGUGUGAUUGAUAGUUUAUUUUUUCGAGCCACUUUAAACUCUCCAGCUAAUUUGAGCAAUUCUGUAUAUCAGUGAAUAAUACCUGAACAAAAGAAUAUGUGCAUUAAAAAAAAUUAAGGUCACUGACUGUGAAUCUGUAAAUCCAAAAGAAAGUAACCUGUGGAACUGCAUGUCUUGCUUCCAGAUCAUUAAAUUAAUUUUCUUGACAAGGUAGCUAAGUGCAGGCAGAAAAUACUGUAUUCCUUUUUUUUUUCCCUAUCAUCAGGCAUACCUACAGUUGCUUUAUUAAAAUGACAUUGGGUGGCUUUAAAAAAAAAAAAAGCUACUUGCUGUUUAGUUUCAGAUCAUAUAUCUCUUUUCUUGCUGUGCAUUUGCAUUUUAAUUUAAUGUUUAAUAUCAAGCAAUGAAGCAAAAGAAGCGCAGGUUAGUUUUUCCCAGGCCUGCUUCUGCUUCACACCAAUUUUCUCAAAACUAGCACUGUGCUCAGCUAAUGCUUCUCAACAGUUGUCGUUUUAAAAUCGAAGUAUGGGAAGAGGGUAGUAACUCCAAUUAGAGCCGCAGUUCCCGAGUAUUAUUCAGCGACCUAACAUGACUACAGCUAGCACUGGUAGAUUAUAGCAGCUCCUGCCAGCUUUGGCUCCAUGGCUGCUGGCGGGAGGAUGCUCCUGUCCUCUCCUGCAGCCCAGCGCGCGCUGCGGGGCUGGCUGGUACCCACCUCCGCCUCACAGGCAGCCGCAGCAGCCUUUCAGCCUCGACCGUCUGCCUGGAAACCGCGUAACGUCAUCUUUAAAAACAA